CCUCCAGCGACCGGAACGCUGCGACGUCGGCGGGGACCACACGGUCUCAAAGAAGGGUCCGUGGACCGCUGCCGAGGACGCGAUCCUUAUGGGCUACGUCCACAACACGGAGAGGGGAACUGCGAACGCGGUCAGAAGAACUGCGCGCUGGCCCGCUGCGGCAAGAGCUGCAGGCUUCGGUGGGCCAACCACCUCGCGGCCAAUCUCAAGAAGGGAUCGUUCACUGAGGAAGAGAUGCUUAUUCUCCAGCUGCAUGCUCAGCUGGGAAAUAAAUGGGCUCGGAUGGGCCGCGAGUUGCCCGGCCGGACUGAUAACGAGAUUAAAAACUUGCUGGAACACGAGGGUCAAGAGGCGGCAGAGGCUGGGCUCCCGUUGUACCCUAACGAGAUCCGGCAGCAAGCAGCAGCGAGGACCAGACCGUCGCCCUUGAACUUGCCCUCUUCCACGUCGCCGGCGGCGAUGCCUUUGCUAUUCUGCGCCGGGAGAUCAAAGAAUGAAGGGGGUGUGGGUUUCGACGCCGCCGGACGACGGCGUACGGGUAACAUGUUUCAUGAGUAUGGUUACGACGGGAGCGGCGGCGGGAGUUAUAACGAGACGCCGAGAUCGUCGCUGAUGACGCCGAUUAUUCGCCGCGACGGUGAAGACGCGAGCUCCCUUCAUACCAAUUGUUUAAUGCCGGCCCUCGCGGCCCUGAGAACGGGUGCAGGCUGUUGGAUGCGAUGGCUGGAGGAGACGGGGGUGAGCGAGGGUUCGGCGCGGAGGGAGAUGGUGGUGGCUUUGAGCCAAUCGUAG
This is a messenger RNA of Asparagus officinalis (garden asparagus), 792 nucleotides long. RefSeq names its product myb-related protein Myb4-like. Lineage: Eukaryota; Viridiplantae; Streptophyta; Magnoliopsida; Asparagales; Asparagaceae. The record is from RefSeq and is a predicted model, not a curated record.